This is a messenger RNA of Cordyceps fumosorosea ARSEF 2679, 1482 nucleotides long. Its product is annotated as ribose-phosphate pyrophosphokinase. Gene Ontology annotation, molecular function: ribose phosphate diphosphokinase activity; magnesium ion binding. The transcript is spliced from 3 exons. Gene Ontology annotation, cellular component: cytoplasm; ribose phosphate diphosphokinase complex. Gene Ontology annotation, biological process: 5-phosphoribose 1-diphosphate biosynthetic process; purine nucleotide biosynthetic process; ribonucleoside monophosphate biosynthetic process. The coding region runs from base 1 to 1482 and encodes 493 amino acids. The record is from RefSeq and is a predicted model, not a curated record. Lineage: Eukaryota; Fungi; Ascomycota; Sordariomycetes; Hypocreales; Cordycipitaceae.
AUGCGCAACACGCUCAUCUUUGCGGGCAAUUCGUGCCCAGUUCUCACAAAGCAGAUUUGUGUGAACUUGGGCAUGCAACCGGCCGACGCAGAGCUGACUCAAUUCUCCAAUGGCGAGACGAGCGUGCGAAUUCUCACUAGUGUUCGAGAAAAGGAUGUCUUCGUCGUCCAGUCGGGUAGCCCCAAGAUCAACGACUCCAUCAUGGAGUUGCUCAUCAUGAUCAAUGCUUGCAAGGGUGGCUCGGCCAACAAGAUCACAGCGGUUUUGCCGUACUUCCCAUACAGCCGCCAGUCCAAGAAGAAGUCGCAUAGAGGCGCUAUCACUGCUCGCAUGCUGGCCAACCUGCUUAACGUGGCAGGCGUUAAGCACGUCAUCACGGUCGACCUGCACGCCUCGCAGAUGCAGGGCUUUUUUCGAUGCCCGGUUGAUAAUCUCCAUGCUGAGCCUAUCAUUGCCAACUGGAUCCGCCGCAACGUGCCACAGUGGAAGGAGGCCGUUGUCGUAUCGAAAAAUGCUGGUGGCACGAAGCGUGUGACGUCUCUUGCCGAUGCUCUCAAGCUGAACUUUGGUAUGGUAACUACUGACCGAAAACGGACUACCAACAUGUCUCAGAGCAUGAUCAUGAACCGCUUCGAUACCGAAGACCGUGCCCCUGCGUUGGAGACAUCGACCUCAGCCAGUAUCCGUCUCAAUCGUGAUGCGGAGGAGGUCUUUGCCUCUCAGCAAGCGCAGGCCAAGCAAGCAGUCAUCUCGGCUGACUCCCAAGGAUCACCUCAGCGGUCACACGCAGCUGCCGCGAGACUGGCAAGUGGGAACGUGACCCCAACUCGAAAUGGCAGCAUCACGCCGUCUUCCAACUCGACCGGCCAACCUGCUCAGGACGAAGAUGGCUAUGACGAUCAUAGGCCUCAAGAGGUUACUCGCGGAAGACUUGUUCACGGUCAUGUUGUUGAGGAUGAUUUCCCUUCCCCCGAACAGCAGCAAAGCGACGCCGAGGAGGACCCCAUGGCCAUGUCGCGUGCCUCUUCCUUUUUCGUUCCCGAAAAGCAGGCGCUUGGUGGAAGCAGUGAUCCCACUGCCAGUUCCGAUGAAGAGGACAAUGUCUACCAGGAUACCAAGACCGAGCACAUGAUUACCCUUGUGGGUGAUGUUAAGAACAAGACGGUCUUCAUUGUGGACGACAUGAUUGACAAGCCCGGAUCGUGGAUUGCCGCCGCUGAGACAGUCGUCAAGCGCGGCAGAGCCAAGAAGGUGUACUGCAUUGCCACCCAUGGUCUGUUUGGUGCGGACUGUCUGGAGCGGCUUCAGGCGUGCGAGUGCAUCGACUCGAUUGUUGUGACAAACAGUUUCCCCAUUAGCCAGGACCGAGUUAAGGGCAUCACCAAACUGGUUAUUCUCGACCUGUCGCAUCUUCUUUCGGAAGCCAUCAGACGCAACCACUACGGAGAGUCCAUCUCGCCUCUGUACCAGCACACGGACUAG